GUACCUUGGUAGAAUUAUAGCCAGAUUUUGCAAAGAGCUUGUGAAAUGACAGCCAGAUGGCUGUGGAAUCUGAAUAUUCACUGCUGAGAACCGAAGCCAGCUUUCCUGCCAUGAAGAUGUUCUGUGUGAGCCACACCUUGCCCAGGGUGGAAGUGAUGUUUGUUUCAGGUCCACAGACGAGGGAGAGGACGGAGCCAGUGGACCCUCGGUGGCAGUGUCUGGUGCAGAUGUGGGCAGGCUGCCUGCUCGAGGAGGGCCUCUGCGGAGCGUCCGAGGCCUGUGUGAACGAUGGAGUGUUUGGAAGGUGCCAGAAGGUUCCGGCAAUGGACUUUUACCGCUACGAGGUGUCGCCCGUGGCCCUGCAGCGCCUGCGCGUGGCGUUGCAGAAGCUUUCCGGCACAGGUUUCACGUGGCAGGAUGACUAUACUCAGUAUGUGAUGGACCAGGAACUUGCAGACCUCCCGAAAACCUACCUGAGGCGUCCUGAAGCAUCCAGCCCAGCCAAGCCCUCAAAACACAGCGUUGGCAGCGAGAGGAGGUACAGUCGGGAGGGCGGCGCUGCCCUGGCCAAGGCCCUCCGACACCACCUGCCCUUCCUGGAGGCCCUGUCCCAGGCCCCAGCCUCAGACGUGCUCGCCAGGACCGAUACGGCGCAGGACAGACCCCCCGCUGAGGGUGACGACCGCUUCUCUGAGAGCAUCCUGACCUAUGUGGCCCACACGUCUGCGCUGACCUACCCUCCCGGGCCCCGGACCCAGCUCCGUGAGGACCUCCUGCCGCGGACCCUUGGCCAGCUCCAGCCAGAUGAGCUCAGCCCUAAGGUGGACAGUGGUGUGGACAGACACCAUCUGAUGGCGGCCCUCGGUGCCUAUGCUGCCCAGAGGCCCCCAGCUCCCCCCGGGGAGGGCAGCCUGGAGCCACAGUACCUUCUGCGUGCACCCUCAAGAAUGCCCAGGCCCUUGCUGGCACCAGCCGCCCCCCAGAAGUGGCCUUCACCUCUGGGAGAUCGCGAAGACCCCUCCAGCACAGGCGAUGGAGCACGGAUUCACACCCUCCUGAAGGACCUGCAGAGGCAGCCGGCUGAGGUGAGGGGCCUGAGUGACCUGGAGCUGGACGGCAUGGCCGAGCUGAUGGCUGGCCUGAUGCAAGGCGUGGACCAUGGAGUAGCUCGAGGCAGCCCUGGGAGAGCGGCCCUGGGAGAGUCUGGAGAACAGGCGGAUGGCCCCAAGGCCACCCUCCGUGGAGACAGCUUUCCAGAUGACGGAGUGCAGGACGAUGAUGAUAGACUUUACCAAGAGGUCCAUCGUCUGAGUGCCACACUCGGGGGCCUCCUGCAGGACCACGGGUCUCGACUCUUACCUGGAGCCCUCCCCUUUGCAAAGCCCCUCGACAUGGAGAGGAAGAAAUCCGAGCACCCUGAGGCUUCCCUGUCUUCAGAAGAGGAGACUGCCGGAGUGGAGAACGUCAAGAGCCAGACGUAUUCCAAAGAUCUGCUGGGGCAGCAGCCGCAUUCGGAGCCCGGGGCCGUUGCGUUUGGGGAGCUCCAAAACCAGAUGCCUGGGCCCUCGAAGGAGGAGCAGAGCCUUCCAGCGGGUGCUCAGGAGGCCCUCGGCGACGGCCUGCAAUUGGAGGUCAAGCCUUCCGAGGAAGAGGCGCGGGGCUACAUCGUGACAGACAGAGACCCCCUGCGCCCCGAGGAAGGAAGGCGGCUGGUGGAGGACGUCGCCCGCCUCCUGCAGGUGCCCAGCAGCGCGUUCACUGACGUGGAGGUUCUCGGACCAGCAGUGACCUUCAAAGUGAGCGCCAAUGUCCAAAACGUGACCACUGAGGAUGUGGAGAAGGCCACAGUUGACAACAAAGACAAACUGGAGGAAACCUCUGGACUGAAAAUUCUUCAAACCGGAGUCGGGUCGAAAAACAAACUCAAGUUCCUGCCUCCUCAGGCGGAGCAAGAAGACUCCACCAAGUUCAUCGCGCUCACCCUGGUCUCCCUCGCCUGCAUCCUGGGCGUCCUCCUGGCCUCUGGCCUCAUCUACUGCCUCCGCCAUAGCUCUCAGCACAGGCUGAAGGAGAAGCUCUCGGGACUAGGGGGUGACCCAGGUGCAGAUGCCACUGCCGCCUACCAGGAGCUGUGCCGCCAGCGUAUGGCCACGCGGCCACCAGACCGACCCGAGGGCCCGCACACGUCACGCAUCAGCAGCGUCUCAUCCCAGUUCAGCGACGGGCCGAUCCCCAGCCCCUCCGCGCGCAGCAGCGCCUCAUCCUGGUCCGAGGAGCCCGUGCAGUCCAACAUGGACAUCUCCACCGGCCACAUGAUCCUGUCCUACAUGGAGGACCACCUGAAGAACAAGAACCGGCUGGAGAAGGAGUGGGAAGCGCUGUGCGCCUACCAGGCGGAGCCCAACAGCUCGUUCGUGGCCCAGAGGGAGGAGAACGUGCCCAAGAACCGCUCCCUGGCUGUGCUGACCUAUGACCACUCCCGGGUCCUGCUGAAGGCGGAGAACAGCCACAGCCACUCAGACUACAUCAACGCCAGCCCCAUCAUGGAUCACGACCCGAGGAACCCCGCGUACAUCGCCACCCAGGGACCGCUGCCCGCCACCGUGGCUGACUUUUGGCAGAUGGUGUGGGAGAGCGGCUGCGUGGUGAUCGUCAUGCUGACACCCCUCGCGGAGAACGGUGUCCGGCAGUGCUACCACUACUGGCCGGAUGAAGGCUCCAAUCUCUACCACAUCUAUGAGGUGAACCUGGUCUCCGAGCACAUCUGGUGUGAGGACUUCCUGGUGAGGAGCUUCUAUCUGAAGAACCUGCAGACCAACGAGACGCGCACCGUGACUCAGUUCCACUUCCUGAGUUGGUAUGACCGAGGAGUCCCUUCCUCCUCAAGGUCCCUCCUGGACUUCCGCAGAAAAGUAAACAAGUGCUACAGGGGCCGUUCUUGUCCAAUAAUUGUUCAUUGCAGUGACGGUGCAGGCCGGAGCGGCACCUACGUCCUGAUCGACAUGGUUCUCAACAAGAUGGCCAAAGGUGCUAAAGAGAUUGAUAUCGCAGCGACCCUGGAGCACUUGAGGGACCAGAGACCCGGCAUGGUCCAGACGAAGGAGCAGUUUGAGUUUGCGCUGACAGCCGUGGCUGAGGAGGUGAACGCCAUCCUCAAGGCCCUUCCCCAGUGAGCGGCAGCCUCGGGGGCCUCAGGGGAGCCCCCACCCCACGGAUGUUGUCAGGAAUCAUGAUCUGACUUUAAUUGUGUGUCUUCUAUUAUAACUGCAUAGUAAUAGGGCCCUUAGCUCUCCCGUAGUCAGCACAGUUUAGCAGUUAAAAGUGUAUUUUUGUUUAAUCAAACAAUAAUAAAGAGAGAUUUGUGGAAAAAUCC
Pan troglodytes (chimpanzee) is the source of this 3373-nucleotide messenger RNA. It is a transcript of the gene PTPRN2, whose product is annotated as protein tyrosine phosphatase receptor type N2. Gene Ontology annotation, biological process: insulin secretion involved in cellular response to glucose stimulus; regulation of secretion; protein dephosphorylation. Bases 57 to 3173 code for a protein of 1038 amino acids. Lineage: Eukaryota; Metazoa; Chordata; Mammalia; Primates; Hominidae. Gene Ontology annotation, cellular component: secretory granule; synapse. The transcript has 23 exons. The record is from RefSeq and is a predicted model, not a curated record. Gene Ontology annotation, molecular function: protein tyrosine phosphatase activity.